AUGCUCUUACUUUAUGUGUUUGUUUUCGAGUUUCUUUAUUAUGUUUUCCUUUCUUAUAUCAUCAUUGUUUUUUAUUCUUCUGUCUUACUUUAUUAUCUCUCUUCUCUAUUAUUUUUCAAGGUAUAUCUCUUAACUUCUCGUUCUGCACUUCCUCCCUUCUUGACAUUGGAAGUUGCAGAGAAAUGCGAAGGAAAGUCUCAUAUACUUAUUUUGUUGCUUAAAGUAAUAUAUAAAAUAUCUCUCCCCAUUUCUCUCUCUCUCUCUCUCUCUCUCUUUCAUACUUUUUCUUUCACUCUCAUUCCUUUCUUUGCGUCACUUAUACUUUUUAUUAUUACGUGUUUCACUCUCAGUUUCUCAGUUUAUUUUCUGUUAUUCUCUUUAUAUCUUCAGCAUCAUUUCCCCUCUACUUCUGUUAUUUUCUGUAGUUAUUUCUAUUUUAUCCUCUGCUCAUUUCUCUCUCUUACGUCUUAUCUAACUUGUUCUGUGUUAUUUCUAUACCUCAUUCUCCGCAUCUUCAUCAACCCUUCAUUCUUUCAGACCUGUCUCCCUGCUUUGUGGGAGUGCCUCUCUCCAUCACUGCCCAAGGGGCAUGGAAAAUCCUCUGCCUUCCCUGAAAUUUCAACUGGGUCCCCUCCUCCUUUGUCACCUGACCAAACUCAUCCCCCAAGGACUAGGCAUGGUCUAGUCCAAAAUAAAAUAAUUCUUCCAAUCACCAUCCCUUUGUUCAAGCAACGAAAGAAAAAAAAUUACUGCCUUUUUCUUUUCUUCUAA
Acanthosepion pharaonis is the source of this 771-nucleotide messenger RNA. NCBI's taxonomy places the organism in Eukaryota, Metazoa, Mollusca, Cephalopoda, Sepiida, Sepiidae. The record is from the annotation of a GenBank genome assembly.